AUGGCUUUUCGCCUGAACUUGGUCCCAGGCCAAGCCUCCGACCACUGCUACCAACGGGGCCACCAACGCCUCUUUAUGGCCCUCGAGCUCUCGUAUGGAAUCGUUAAUCAUGCAGAGGAGGAGGAGGAGGAGGAGGAGGAGGAGGAGGAGGAGUACGAGUCCUCUACUAACUGGGAAGGAAAUUCUGACUUGUUCGAGUCCACCGCCCCCGAGUCCGCCACUGCUAAGUCAAAGUCUGCGCCACUCAAAGCAGGAAACAAUGUCGAGACGUUGCCCAGUGAGCUUCGUGCUGCUCGGCGUGAAAAACAAAAAGCCAUAAGAACCCCAACAAACACAUCUCGUGGCCGUGGUCGUAGUGGUAGCGGUGGUCUUGGCUACCUGCCGACUCCUCGAUCAAACGAUUCAAACGCGGGCCCCUCAAGACUUCCUGAUGAGCGCAGCCGGAUUAGCAAGAAAUCGAGGAAAGGAGAGCGCUGCGUUUUCGGUAGUUGUAAUCUAAACCCUGCUACGGUUGUCCUGAAAACAUCGACACAACUCGAUUUCCCUUUCCCCUAUACCCCAGAGCACAUAAACUCAAUGGAAAAAGAAAUCAAUAAACGGCUCGAUAAGCUCGAGAGCUUUGCCAUCAAUACUAACGCCCUUGCCAAGAACGCUCGAGAGGAGUUCUACAAAGACACCGUCGUCCUUCGUCUUCGCGGUCUGGCACACCAAGUUACCCUCUUCGAGAUCCAGUCUCUGAACCAAGCCACCAUCGCCCAGAUCCUUACUGAGGUUCAAGCUACCAACGCUUGCAUGGAUGGAAUGAAAACUCGCAUGGAUGAGAUGAGUAACAUCAUCUCUCAGCGCAAACUCGGCAAUGUCCUGGCAGGUCUCAGUGGUUUGCUUCAUGCGGCAUCUGCAACCAGUGCGAUUGUUGGCCGUAGUGCACCAAAAGUGUCUCCCGACGCUGUUGUUACUCACGCCCUUUCAAGCGAGGAUGAAUUUCCAGGCCUCGAUAUACGAGAACUCGAUGGGGUCGACUUUCAGCAGCUGAACAUUCAUGUUUUGGGGAAGGCUUCAGUGGUUGGCGAGGAUGAUGGACCACCGUUCUGCGAAAGCGAGGUUAUCUAG
Molecule: messenger RNA, 1110 nt
Organism: Fusarium fujikuroi IMI 58289
Lineage: Eukaryota; Fungi; Ascomycota; Sordariomycetes; Hypocreales; Nectriaceae
Exons: 8
Coding region: 1-1110 (369 amino acids)
Source: RefSeq, a predicted model, not a curated record